Haemonchus placei is the source of this 1173-nucleotide messenger RNA. NCBI's taxonomy places the organism in Eukaryota, Metazoa, Nematoda, Chromadorea, Rhabditida, Trichostrongylidae. The record is from the annotation of a GenBank genome assembly.
AUGAAAAUUCUGCGAAAGCAUCGUUCACUUGUGCUGAGUGGUCUGCGUGCUAAGCGAAUUGCUGAGUUCAAAAUGUCGCUACCAAGUGCUUCUUCUAUGAACCCAUUCACCGAUUAUAAGCUGGUGACGAGUUUUAAAGAUUUGAAGAAAGGACCCAACAGCCGUGUUGCUGUAGUAGGAAAAAUUGUAUCGACUGUGCCUCAUGAGGAAAUCGUGCCAAUAACUUCAAUAAUGAUGGACGUAGAAGGUGACUGCAUCGCUGUUUCUGUCUAUAAUUGCGCUCCAUCUUUGACAUUCUCAAUUGGGGACACAGUGAUUGUUGCCGAUCCGCACGUUACUGAAGUAGAGGUAGUGAAAUUUGUUUUCUCUCUGAUACGAUUCAUAAAGGAUUUUCUUGCAGAACUUGGAUCUUCCGAGCCUAUCCAAUGUGUCGUUCCGAUCCGUGCGUGUACCAAAUCCAUCGAAGAUCUCUCGCAACGGCAGCCUUCCGAAAUCUACGCAACUGGCUCCAUCACAUUUGAAGAUCUCCGCAUUAUAGCUCAUAAAAAAAGUAAAUUCGAUAAUAUUAACGUGCAUUUGGAGGUCCGUGCCUUAUCUGGUUGUGCCAGCAGUGAAAUAGCCUCACUGGUACCAGUGAAGAGUAAUAGAGAGCUUCGUACAUUAUGUUUCAUUUUUGAACUCGAAUUUUGUAUCAGUGUCGGCAGCCAGGUCACUCCACAGGUAUCGUACGCCCAGGCUCUUUCAAUGACGUCGCGGUCACAUUUAAUAAUUGUCCCUGCGGAAAUACUGGAUCUGAAGAAAAAACCUACACUUUUAGCUAAAAUAAUGGGUAUAAAUGACAGAGACACCACAAGAACGUGUCGAACUCCUCGUCGCACAUCGAAUAACCGUUGUGCGACACUGAUCGUGGAUCGCCCAAACCAGCAGAGCGAACGACAGCUGGCGAUCCACUCGAACCGUGUCGCGAAAGGGACCACAGAUCCACACGGGCGACUGUGGUCCAAGACGUGCGACGGGAGCGACGGAAUGGAGCGGCCACCGCAGAUGAGUGUUCAGUCCGUGUCUGUCUGUGUAAAGUGUUUGUCCAUGUCUUUGCAUGCCACGUCCUUUGCCUGUGUUUGUCCACGUCAGUCCAUGUCCUUCCCUUUGUACGUGCCCGUCCGCCCCGUCUGA